UUGUUUUGUUUUCUUCUGGAAAAGACAGUAUCCAGAAGUUAGAACUAGAAAUGAGUGGCCCUUCUAAAAGAUCUACUCCCAAAAGAAUCAUCCAUUUUGUUGAUGGAGACAUCAUGGAAGAAUACAGUACAGAGGAAGAGGAAGAAAACCAAGAGAGAAUGGAUUCAACACUUGACCCUUCUAAACUUUCAUGGGGACCCUACCUAUGGUUUUGGACAAAGCGAAUAGCAAGCAUCUCAUUUUCAACAUGUGACUUCCUUGGUGAAAGAUUUGCUGUCUUGUUUGGUCUUAACCAACCCAAGUAUCAGUAUAUGCUAAAACAAUACUAUCGAACACAAAAUGAGGAAAGUGACCAGGAAGGUGAAGGGAAUGGAUCCAAGGCCCAGCCAGCCAGGGCUCCUAAUGAGAAGAGUCCCCUGGAAGUUGGGGGCCUCGAUUAUGGGACCAGAGGACAGGAGUCCCACAGGGCGUUCCCUG
Messenger RNA from Talpa occidentalis (Iberian mole), 477 nucleotides. RefSeq names its product protein FAM177B-like. The transcript has 4 exons. Lineage: Eukaryota; Metazoa; Chordata; Mammalia; Eulipotyphla; Talpidae. The record is from RefSeq and is a predicted model, not a curated record. The annotation marks the transcript as partial.